AUGCCCACAUCUAUAAAUACCGCAGACGAGUACGAUUUCGUUGAUCACGCCGACACCGCGCUGAGUCCUGAGACCAUCGCCAAGCUAAGAGAAUGGCUCCAGCCAACUGACUAUCUCGCCGAAUCUGGCGAAUACCGUCGCCAUCUAUUAUCACAGGCUCCAGGAACUGGCCUUUGGCUAUGCGAAACAGAUGAGUACCGAAAAUGGCACGACUCUCCCGACCACGGCAGUCUCUGGAUCAAAGGUGUGCCGGGCGCUGGCAAGUCUGUAAUGGCAGCCAGCCUGAUCCAGCAUCUGCGAACAACUGAUGAUUGUCCUGUGUUAUUUUUCUUUUUCCGGAACAUCGUCGCCGCAAACUUCUCGCCCCGUGCUUUGAUCCAGGACUGGCUUGCUCAGCUGUUGCCUUUCUCUCCCAAGCUGCAAUUCGCUCUCCAGCCGCGGCUCAAGACCAACUUGGCAGAAACAUCAGACAACGAUCUCAUCCAACUCUUCCUCGAUGGCAUAUCCUGUGUCCCAAAGCUUUAUUGUGUCGGAGAUGCCCUUGAUGAAAUGUCGACAGAUAACAGACCCUUUCUGCAGAAGCUCAACAAUCUCGCUUCGCAUCGGCCCCGAACCUUGAAGUUCCUUAUGACCAGCCGACCCAAGCAGCACCUACAAAGUACACUCCGAGACUCAUCGAUCGUUCAUAUCAGCCUUCAGCAGCAGCUUGUGGAUGUGGAUAUUCUCUCCUAUCUCAAUCAUCGAUUCGACAUGGCACCAAAUUCCGAUCGUCAUCUCGAGCUGAAAAAGGACAUCAUCGACAUGGUUGCGAAAAGGUCUGAGGGUUUGUUCCUAUACGCCAAACUCACCAUGGAUCAAGUCGAAAAUUCUCUGCAACUAGACGAAUCUAUCGAUAUCGCAAAUCUCGAGGCUUCUCUACCUCUCGGUCUAGAGCAAACAUACACAAGCAUGUUGGCCAAGCAGCGUGGAGAGCCUGGGGUCACCACAGACGUCCAGAUACUUGUACUCGAGGCCGUGACUCAUUCAUCCCGUCCCCUGCGCUUGAACGAAUUGGCGAGUCUCUUAAAAUGUAUUCGCCCCGACAUCACUGAGUCUAAUGGCUUCAAACGAUUGAUUUCCGUAAGCUGUGGACCACUCAUUGAAAUACUCGAGGACGAAACGCUACAAGUGAUUCACCACUCAUUCACAGAAUUCUUACGUGGUGAUACCCGCAAUAAAACGACCUUGUCGGAAGCUGACUUUCCCAUUAUUGACUCCCUUCAGGCGCAUAAGCACAUGACCGUCAAUUGUCUACGAUAUCUUCAAUCUGGUUCGCUUUUACUUGAAAGUGAAAGAUCCAACACGGCUGUUAUAGACCCUUCCGUCUCCUUUGAAAAGCCGAAGCAUCUGGCCGAGAAAUUUGAGGUGGUUGACAAGCGGGACUCUUUCGAGUACAGACAGGCUCGCCUGCAGCAUCCAUUUCUCAGUUACGCAGUGGAGAACUGGUCAUAUCACUCCAGCUUCUAUGAUGUGGAAGAUAGCGGGUUCUUUCAGGCCAUCAUUGACUUUCUCAACCCAGAAAGCCUCUCGUUCCGCCGAUGGCUUGUCAUCCAGUGGGGCUCAACGUCGAGAAGCAGAGAAACCAGCGACGGGAUACCAACACCUCUCCACCUUGCAGCUUUUGCAGGACUAUCUGAGUUUGCUUUGCGGCUGUUACAGAGUGGCGCUUCUGCUUCGGCAACGGACGCGCAAGAUCGAACCCCGCUUCAUUGGGCGGCUGCGAAUGGUCACGAACGGCUGGUUGCACUCUUGAUUGGGUGCGGAACAGAUCCUGACGGCGCUGAUGGUAGGGGAUUGAAGCCUAUACAUCUUGCAGCCCUCAAGAACCAUGCUGGAGUUGUGGCCAGACUACUCAAGGCCGGCGUCAAACCGGAUACAUUGAAGACUAGAAAUGACCACGCUGGGCAUAUUCCCAGCGGCGCGACAUUGACCAAGGGGCAAUGUGCCUUGAUGUACGUCAGUCGUGCAGGCCACAUAGAGUCUCUUAGGGCAAUGAUCCCCUACUGCGAACCACACAUGUUGGAACAGCUUUUGUUCCAAAGCUGUUUGUACGAACGGAUAGACAAUGUUCUAGCUUUAUUGAAACAAUCGUCGGUUUCAGCCGACGCAAUGUUUGAAGGGGCAACAGCCUUGUUCAUCGCCUGUCACAUGACGAGCCUCAAAUGUGCUGCCGCUCUUCUCAGGGCAGGGGCAAAUCCUCAGAAGACAUCCAGGUGGAAGCCAAGAACAAUCAUCUGUGGACAGUCGUUCAGUGAAAGAUAUGAUUCGGCACCGAUACAUUGGCUGGUUGGAUCAUGGACCCAAGAGAACGAUUUCGACAGCAAAGCAAUUUUGGAACUCCUCAUCGCAGCCGGUGCAGAUAUUGACCAGCCAAACGGAGACGGGGUAACUGCCCUAAUAAAUGCUGCUGGAUAUGGAUCGUAUAAUAGUGGUAAAAGUGGACUUUGCAAGCCUUCUGUAAAGGCCUUGAUCAAAGCGGGAGCCAACUUCAAGGCGAUCGACGAGGAUGGUAACAGCGUUUUGCAACAAGUCACCAGUCAAUGUAAGGAUUUGGAGGUAGUCAAACUUCUCGUUGAACGUGGAUGCGACCCGAAUGCCAAGAAUGACCUUGGCGAGACAGCCCUCGUUUGUGCGGUGAACAAACCAACUCGCAGAGGCACCGAUUCUGACGAAGCCACACUGCGUGUAGUGGAAUAUCUACUGGAUCAUGGAGCGGAUCCCUCUCUCAAGACAAAGAAUGAUGAUACAGCCCUCUUGCUUUCUAUGCAGCUUGGAGUUGACAUCUUCAAAUUGUUGCUUUCAAGAUGUGACGAUACGGACGAACGGAGACGUUGCUGGUUCAAUCUGUCAAAAGUACGUGCUCAUAUGUUCGAGACACUUCUCGAAAUCCUCUUGGCCGAAGGUAUCGACAUGGAGACAAUGGGUGAAAACGGCAACACACUUUAUCUGGACUGUCUUCGUGGGUCACGGGAUUUUCCACGAAUCUUGAGAGACCAUGGGGCGCAGAACAACGUUAAAGAUGUCAAUGGUAACAAUCCAAUACUCGCGGCUUGUCUUACUGACAUAAGAGACUAUGACGUCCUGAAGCCCUUCUUGGCUGAGGGAGUUGAUCCUUUGGACACGAACAACAACGGAAACAAUCUUUUACACCUUGUUGCAGGGUGGUACACUGGCGAGAAGAAACAUGCUUCCAUCGUCCGUCGGUUUGUUGAUUUGGGAAUUCCUGUCAACGCCACCAACAGCCAGGGUGACACGCCGCUUCAUGUUUUCCAAAAGCAAAACAAGUGUAAAGGGAAUGGCUCGGGAAGUGACGAUUACACACACUUUUUCGAUGCUAUCAAUAGUCGUGGCGAAAUCGACCUUCAGCAUCGGGACAGAGAUUCCUUGUCAGCACUUCAUUUAGCGGCCUUGAGAUCGGAAGUUGAUGUAGCUAAGCUGAUAAGCCUCGGAGCCGAUCCCAACUACUUGACAUCAGACUCCCAGAAUCCGCUUCAUAUCGCAUGCCGUGCACGGCAGGCAAACAUUGUCGGUGGUCUUCUUGAGCUGUGUAAGGAUAUCGAUAUAGACCAGCAAGAUGUGUUCGGCAGAACACCACUGCACUACGCGUGUAGCUCUGGCGAGUCCGAAUCAGUUGCUUGGCUUUUGAAGUACGGCGCUUUGACCCUUCUGAAGGCUUCGGACGGCUCUACUGUCCUCCAUGCUUGUGCAGACAAUGGAACAGAGCAAUGCAUGUGGAAUAUCAGGGGACGUAGGGCUGGAUGGUUACGAAGUCCUGCUGAUCCGCUCCGACCAGGAAAUUUCGCCGAUAGUCGAAGACCUUGGUACAAAGCCAAAUACAAACCUGCCGAAGUGGCACUCAGGAGGCAGUUCUCCCCUGCAACUGCAACCAUCAUCCACAUGCUGGUCGGGGCUGGUGUUAAUGUUGCUGAGGAAGAUGAUCGCGGGCAAACAGCUCUAGACGUUGCUCUGUUUACUGGAAGUACGGCCUUCGCACAAGUCUUUUCGCAAGAUGAGAGGCUAUUCAAAACAGCAACUUCAGUGAUGGAGAUGUACUACAGAGAUGAUACCGACUCACUGCAAUCAUUCUGGCAGAGAAUCAAGAUACAAAUGUAUUUGAUGCGCCCGAGAUCAAUUCUGCACACCCUCAGAGAAGAUGAGGAGACGUUCAAAGAGUUACGCGAAAAGCCUGAUACUUACCUAGGCCUAUUGUCCGUCGAGGACACCGCGGAACUGAUGAAAGAAACCCUUGAGGCUGAUCCGUCGUCAGAAGCAACGUACAACCUAGUCAGCCGGUUGAUGAGGCCUAGUUUCUGCCAGGUAGCAGACCAUUUGGCAAUCAUCAAGAAAGCGCCGGCAAUGAUCAAAAGAUAUAGCGAUUACGAUUCAGUCAAAGGGAUGUUUAUGACGAGAAGACUGAACUUAUUCUGUUUUGAUGAUGCGAUCACAAUGACUGCAUUGGGUAUAGCUUGCUCCCAGGAACACUCCAACAUACUCACCUUGAAGACACUUAUUGAGGAACUGCAGGUGGAUCCGAAUGCGCGGUUUGUGACGGCGCGCAGUGGUAUUGAGACUCUUGAAGCCAUCCCCGGCGGGUCAGCCCUUCAUGUACUUGCAUCGGCGGAUCAUUACUGGCAGGUGGAGGGACUGAGAUAUCUCCUCGACAGGGGAGCUGAUGUCAAUAUUUUGGACGAAAACGGACAAACUCCUCUCCACGUUGCUGCUGAGGGAUUCCAGCACAGGUACUGUAACGUGGAAGGUUUCUGGCGAUUGCUUGCUGUUCAAGCCCUCCUCGAUCACGGAGCUGAUAUGAAUAUGCUUGAUCAGGAAGGCUUCUCUGCCCUCCACAAAGCUUCGGCUGCACCAGAUGUCACCAGGGAAUUACUCAACCGAGGUGCAGAUGCAAAGGCAGGAGCCUAUAGCCCUUUGUUCUCGGCCACUUACGACCAGAACCUCGAGAUAUUGAACAUGCUGCUUGAUCAUGGGCUCAGCACCGAUGAAGUCGCCCAAACACGCCACAGUCGAGAGGUAAAUCCGCUUCUACAAAGGUCCCGCCUUAUAUGUCCUCUUCUUUGCGCUGCAUACGUCGAAAAGGCAAACAGACAUAUCGAAGACACGCUUCCAUUGUUCACCACACUCAUCGAACGUGGGGCGAAUCUAUAUCUGCCUUUGAACGAUGAUGAGACCCUGAUCCACUUCCUUUUUGAAUGGUCUGACCAUCCGGUUAUCGACGCCCUUUUGCAAGAGCCAUGCGUAUCAAGAGUUGACUUCUCUCGUCGUGAGCAACAGAGUCGCACUAUAUUGAUGGCAGCAUGCGACUGGCGCGGAACCUUGCCUGGCUACAAUACUAGGGCAAGGCGGCCGCAGAUACCUCAGACGGGUUCGCCUUUACGGAUAUUGGAUCUUGGAGCGGACGCCACGCUGGUGGACGAUGCCGGCAGGACAGCACUUCACCAUUUGAUGGACAAUCCUGGAUAUCCAGAUGAGGUUCUUCUUGAGUUUAUGAACCGAGAGGAGGUCGCGCCUACGCUAUUUCAGCAGGAUAAUGAUGGUUACACGCCAUUUCAUUGCGCCCUCGGCAAUUUGCGUCCAGCGAUCUGCGAGGCUUUCCUUGCCAAAGGCGCCGAUCUACUAGAGUCCGAUCCACAAGGCCGUACAGCUUUACACUACAUUGCAUCGCAAUGUCUCUUGCAGAAUCGCGACUUUGAAGACUCAUCGCGUACGUAUAGAGAGUUAAGUGAUGAUCACUUCGAAAAGUGCACCGUAAUGUGGAGGAAGUUUCUUGCUCAAGGUGGUUCUAUCAAUGCACCUGACCAUGAUGGAAACACGCCACUGCAAGCUUACUUCUCGAUGUUGGAUCCCAAGAGUUGGAAAGAAAAGGCAGAAAGCUGCCAUAUGGAUCACUACGACAAGUUAUUCCCGAAAGAAAGCGAUGUAGAUGUUUUCGUUGCGAACAAUGUUGGUGAGACGGUACUGCAUACUAUCGCGAGUAGGAAACAGUCGGAUUGUACAGUGAAAGGGCACGAUAAGAAACUUUUUGUUAUGAUGAUGAAAAAAGGGCUGGACCCUUUGAGGGAGGAUGACAAGGGGAGGAGUGCGUUGGAUAUUGCGAGUGCGUGUGACAAGGAUGAUAUUGUGGGGUUGUUUGGAAGAAAGUGA
This is a messenger RNA of Fusarium sp. VM40, 6195 nucleotides long. The record is from the annotation of a GenBank genome assembly. NCBI's taxonomy places the organism in Eukaryota, Fungi, Ascomycota, Sordariomycetes, Hypocreales, Nectriaceae.